AUGGCUAAGUGGAUUCUGAUCGAGGAAAUAUCCCAAUCUGGCAAGAAGAACCGUGGCUCAACAGAAUCCGACACAGAGCUGGUGUCUCCUGCGAUCGUGAUUGGGCCGAGGAACACAACGGUGGUGGCCGGGAGGGAGGUCACGCUAGAGUGCAUCGCCAACGGCAGACCCGUGGACAGGCUGGUGUUGUCGUGGCGACGCGAGGGGCGGUGGCUGGCGGGCGGUCGGCGGCUGGUGAUCCCCGCCCCCGUGCUGGCGGACUCCGGGGUCUACGUGUGUGAAGCGCUGCUGAGCAACAGCACUCUGAGGACAGCCGAGGCCCGGGCCCACCUCACCGUGAUGGAGGGGCCGUCCUUCACCUCACUGCCCAAGAGGAAGACCCUGGCCGAGUUGGACAAGAACGUGGAGAUCCCCUGCCUGGUAACAGGCACCCCUCAGCCCAGGAUGGAGUGGUUCAAAGACGCCGUGCCUCUCUCCCGACUGGCCAACCCUCGGUACAAGGUUGCCGCGGCGACGGGGCUGACGGUGCGGCGGGUGCAGCCGGAGGACGGGGGCAUAUACCAGUGUGUGGCGCGCAGCGCCGCGGGGGAGGUCCAGGCACACACACACCUGCAGGUCUCCAGUGUAGCCCCCGCCUUUAUCUCCCCCCCCACCCACCAGGCGGUUACCGAGGGCAACGCAGCCUUGUUUACCUGCCAGGCCAGUGGAGCCCCCAAACCAGCCAUUGUCUGGAGUAAAGGGUCCCAGGUGCUGGCCAGCGGUUCGGUCCGGACCCCCAGGUACUUCCUGCUGGAGUCCGGGGGGCUGCAGGUGCAGCCGGUGGGCUCCCAGGACUCGGGAGAGUACACCUGCAUCGCCUCCAACCCGCAAGGCAGCAUCAACGCCACGGCCGGGCUCACCGUCUGGAGUCGGACCCUCAUCUCCGUGCCCCCGUCAGACCAGCGCGUCAUUAAGGGGACCACCGCCACGCUCGACUGCAACGCCCAGCACGACCCCAGGGUUGACAUCAGCUUCCAGUGGCACCGUAGCGGCACCCUGGUGCGGCCCAGCAGCGGGGGGCGCGUCUCCGUGCGGCAGGGCUCCCUCACCAUCGGCCAGACGUGGUCUGGGGACAUCGGGGACUACACCUGCACCGUCACGUCGCGGGCGGGCAACGACUCCCGCUCGGCGCGCCUGGAGGUCAUUGAGCUGCCCCACUCGCCCCGCUCGCUGGCGGCCCAACUCAACGACUCCGACUCCCGGUCCGUGCACCUGUCUUGGCUCCGCCCCUUCGACGGGAACUCCCCCCUGCUGCACUACCUCCUGGAGCUCUCCGAAAACAACUCACCCUGGAAGGUGUACCUCCCCGAGGUGGAUCCCGCCGUCAACAAGGUGUUGGUGGGCGGGCUCACGCCGGCCAGGACCUAUCAGUUCCGGCUUUGCGCUGUCAAUCAAGUGGGGAGAGGCCAAUACAGCGCUGAGACACAGAGGCUGAUGCUGAGAGAGGAGGCUCCGAGUGCUCCUCCUAAGAACAUCGUGGCCAGCGGCCGGACCAACCAGUCCAUCAUGGUGCAGUGGCAGCCGCCGCCCGAACCCCAGCUCAACGGGGUCCUCAGGGGCUACGUGCUGAGGUAUCGCCUGGCGGGGCUGCCUGGAGACUACCAGGAGAAGAACAUCAGCAGCCCGGAGACCAACUACUGCCUGCUGAGCGACCUGAUCAUCUGGACCCAGUACCAGAUCCAGGUGGCCGCCUACACCGGCGCCGGCCUCGGAGACUACAGCAGCGCAGUCACAGAGUACACUCUGCAGGGAGUCCCAACAGCACCUCCUCAAGAUGUGAACGUGCUGGCUGUGAACUCCACCACCAUACGCUUUACAUGGAACCCCCCUCCACAGCAGUUCAUUAAUGGCAUCAACCAAGGAUACAAGCUGUUGGUCUGGCCCGAGCGAUCUCCCGAGGAAAUCACCAUAGUAACCAUCACUCCGGAAUACCCUGGCUCCCGCCACACGGGGCUGGUGAGUGGACUCAGGAAGUUCACCCGCUACUUUGGCUCCGCCCUCUGCUUCACCACGCCUGGCGACGGCCCCCGCAGCCCGCCCACUCUGCUGCAGACGCACGAGGACGCCCCGGGUCCUGUGAGCAGCCUGAGCUUCCCGGAGGUGCUGGAUACAUCCGUCAGAGUGAGCUGGGAGCAGCCUGCCGACAGGAACGGCAUCAUCACAGGCUACGUGUUGUGGUGGGAGGUGACCGGCGUCAACUCCAGCCGUCUGGAGCGCUCGCUCUCCAACGCCACCCUGCAGCACCAGCUGACCGGCCUCACCUCCGUCACCUCCUACACCAUCCUCGUGGCGGCACGGACCGUCGCCGGGCCGGGCCAGACCACCGCCUCCACCGUCUCCACCGGGGUCCCGCCAGAACUUCCCGGAGCGCCGUCUAACCUUGUCAUCUCCAACAUCAGCCCGCGUUCGGUCACAAUCAGCUUCCGGCCCGGCUCCGACGGGAAAACCGCCAAAUCGCAGUGGGUCGUAGAAGGACAGGUGGUGGAGAUGGAUGGCGAGGAGGUGGCCUGGAAGGUGGUGUACCAGAUACAACACGUCCCUGGCACCCAGCUGCUGGAGAUCCCCGACCUCACACCGUUCACCCAGUACAGGUUUCGCAUGAGGCAGGCUAACAUCGUGGGCUCCAGCCCCCUCAGCGGACCCUCCAGACUGAUCCAGACCCUGCAGGCUGCCCCGGACACGCCCCCUUCCAAUCUCACCCUGCUGGCGGCCACGCAGACCAGCCUACGCGUCCGCUGGAAGCCCCUCCUGGACCACCAGUACAACGGCAGCCCGGACGCGGUGGGCUACCGGCUGCGCGUGCGGCGGGCGGACGGCGCCGGGAAGGAGAAGCUGGAGGAGACCAGCAGCAGCAGCAGCAGCCGCGAGGCCUCGCUGGAGGGGCUGGAGCCCUGGACCCAGUACCUGGUCCAGAUCCAGGCCUUCAACUCCAUCGGAGCCGGGCCCUGGAGCAGCGGCGUCGCCGCGCACACGGCGGAGUCGGUUCCGUCGGGAGCGCCGGUGAAUGUGAGUGCAGAGGCGGUGAGCUCCACAAAGAUUCUUCUCAAAUGGGCUGCUGUCCUUGGGUCACAGAAGAACGGCGUGAUACUGGGUUAUAAGGUGUUGUGUGCAGAGAAAGACUCAAUAGCGCCCCCCAGUGUCUCGGUGGUGGUAGGGGAGAGGAGCGGGACCCUGCUGUUCGGUGUGCUGGAGAAGUACACGCUGUACGCUCUACAGGUGCUGGCCUACACGCGGCUUGGCGACGGACCGCCCAGCAGUCCCGUACUCACCCGCACCAAGGAAGACGUGCCCGGACCCCCAGCCAGGAUGGUGUUUCCAGAGGUUCGACUGACAUCGGUCAGGGUGGUCUGGCAGCCUCCCUCAAACCCCAACGGCAUCAUACUAGGCUACCAGAUCUCCUACAGGCUGGAGAGUGCGGACCCCCAGCGCUGGACCACGGUGGAGGUGGGCUCCAACGCCCGGCAGUUCACCGUCACGGGUCUGUCCCCCCAGCAGAACUACCUGUUCAGGCUGACGGGCCGCACAGCUCUGGGCUGGGGAGAGACCCAGGAGGGGCUGGUCAUCACCACCGAACGCAGAGAACGACCCCAGGCGCCCCGGAAGCUGUCCAUCCCGCAGGAGGAGGUGGAGUCUCGCAAGCUCCGCCUCCACUGGGUGACGGGCAGCGCAGGCUCCUCCCCCCUGAGGUACUUCACCCUGCAGAUGAAGGAGCUGCCCAGCGGGGAGUGGAGCACACACACCGCAGACAUACCCCACAACCUGAGCUCCUGGACCGCCGACAGCUGGCAGCGCUGGCUGAAGGUGCAGGACCUGACCCGGGGGGUGACCUACGCCUUCAGCGUCCAGGCCCGCACCGUCGCCCUCGGACCCCCGCUGCAGGCCAACAUCUCCGCCCAGCCGCUGCAAGGCACUCCCGGUUCGCCGAUGGGGAUGUCAAUCACCAAGUCCUCUUCUUCCCUUGCUCUCCAUUGGACAGAGGGAGAGGCAGGGGUGGGGCCCAUUAGUGGCUAUGUGGUGGAGGCUCGUCCCUCAGAUGAGGGUGUGUGGGAUUCCUUCAUCAGGCUGCUCCCUCCCAGCAGCCGGUCUGCCUCUGUGCCCAUGGAGCGGCUGAGGUCAGGAAUCAGCUACGAGUUUAGAGUCAUAGCCAUUAAUCGUUAUGGCUACGGAGAGCCCAGCUCCCCCUCCACUGCCCUUGCCGCGCUGUCGGAGCGGCCCUUCUACGAGGAGUGGUGGUUCCUGCUGGUCAUGGCUCUGAUCAGCCUCAUCCUGAUCCUGGUUCUGGUCUUCACCCUGCUGCUCCACGGCCACGGCACCAAGUACAAGGCCUGCAGCACAGGCAAGCAUCUGUCGACGGUGGAGGAGUCGGUAACCCUUGACAAUGGAGGAUUCACCGCUCUGGAGCUCAACAGCAGAACACUGAACAGCAAAAACUCCUUCCUCAAGAAGAACGGUACCAGGUCUCCUCCCAGACCCAGUCCGGGGGGUCUCCACUACUCUGAUGAGGACAUCUGUAACAACUACAACGGAGCCGUGCUCACAGAGAGUACCACCCUCACAGAGAAACCCAACGAGGUGUCAGAGUCAGAGCUGACGGACAGCGACUACGAGGACGAGCAGCCCAAGCACUCCUUCGUCAACCACUACAUGAGCGACCCCACCUACUACAACUCGUGGAAGCGCCAGCCCAAGGGCCUGAAGGGGACGCCGGGGCCGGCGGGGGGGCCCUUCGCCUACGAGGACUGCGUGGUGGCGGCGGCGGUGGCGGCGGCGGCGGUGGCGGCCGGGGCGGGCGACGGCGAGCCCUACUACCAGACGGUGGUGACGCAGCACAGCGCGGGCGGCGCCUACACGCCCACGGGCCAGCCGGCGCUCACGCACGUCAACCCCAACACCAACCCCCCCGGCUCGCGCACGCCCCUCACGGGCUUCUCCUCCUUCGUGUGACAUGCGGAGAGAUAGAGAGAGAGAGAGACACACAGAGAGAGAGAGAGAAAGAGAGAGAGAGACACGCACGCCGGUACACACACAUGAAUGCGUUUUGCAUAUUCACCCACGACGGAGGACACGGACACCUGGGUUUGGACACGACGAUGGGGAGGGAAGAGAGGGAGGGGGAGAGGGCGUUGACGAAAGGGACUUCAUGCCCCUGAGCACAUCAAGGUGUGCACUCUUCUCCCCGCGUUUGUGUGUAUGUGUGCGUGUGUAUGUGUGUGUGUAUGUGUGUGUGUAUGUGUGCGUGUGUAUGUGUGUGUGUUUGCACAGAGAUCCUCACUGUGUUUAUGACGCCCCUGCCCCCCCCUCCCCCAAAGCUUGUUAUCCUUCGCACUUCUACGUCACUGUGCUCUGGCUGCGUGCUCACUCCAACACACACACACACUCACGCAGGACCCGACCCCCCCCCCCCCCCCCUCUAGGGUGAAGGCUCUGUGUGUGAGUGUAUGUGCGUGUUGAUGCAACACUCGAUGUGUAGAACGUUCUUUAGGUGAGAUUGUGUGUGUGUGUGUGUGUGUAUGAGUGUGAGUGUGUAAGGGGAUACAUCCAAAAGCGGAGGAACAGAAAGACACAACGAAAGCCAAAACAGUGGGAUGUGGCAUUUCUGCACAAUGCUAAAUAUGUACUUUUUCUCGAUGUGCGCACAAAAACACGAACGACAAAAACACAAAAAAAAAACUCUCUCUCUAUCUCUGUGUGAAUUUCGGACCCUCCCUCAGAGAGAUGGACUUGCAGGGGAGGGGAUCAUGAAUAAGGAAGAGAGUCUUCCCUGGUGUG
This is a messenger RNA of Gadus chalcogrammus (walleye pollock), 5808 nucleotides long. RefSeq names its product sidekick cell adhesion molecule 1a (gene sdk1a). NCBI's taxonomy places the organism in Eukaryota, Metazoa, Chordata, Actinopteri, Gadiformes, Gadidae. The transcript has 35 exons. The coding region runs from base 1 to 4983 and encodes 1660 amino acids. Gene Ontology annotation, biological process: cell-cell adhesion. Gene Ontology annotation, molecular function: protein binding. The record is from RefSeq and is a predicted model, not a curated record.